AGUGUUGUGCUGCUGGCUGGUAAUCCUCCUCUGAAAGGGGGGGACCUGAGCUGAGUUGAGUUGAGCUGAGCAGGAGAGAGCUGCUGAGGGGUGGCACUCACUCUGGCCUCUGCCUGUCCCACUCGCAUCACACCUCCACACCUCCACACCUCCAUACACAUACACCAGCUCCACCUCCACCAUACCCACACACACCAGCAGCAGCAACAGCACCAGCAGGAGGGAACCUGACUCUUGAGGAGCCGGGCUGGGCCACGGAUGGGAAGCCGGUGAGGACAAAAGGCACAGAGCGAACAAAAUUGAGGGGCACAGCAAGAGAAAAGGGACAGGGAGAACACAAUACCGUCGAGGAGCAACAACGGACUUCACUGGAGCACUGACAACAUUAACAGCCAUAGGCACACCUGGAGACGGCAGCGGUCUCUUCAACUUUGACGGAUAUUUUCUAUUAUUGUUUUCUUUCCUUUUUUCUUUUCUUUUUUUCUCCACUGCCUGGCCACAGUCACUCAGAAAGGGGAGUCGGGGGAAGACUCACUGACACACACUGCUCUACUACAACAACAUCUCUGAAGAGAAGAACGCCAACUCUUGCCUGCGUGUGUAUUGAUACUGGAUCACUGGUGUGAUACUUGUUCGGCACAAUGAGUGCAGAAAUACAGGAUUACUACAGCUAUGACUAUGACAACGCCGCCCCCACCAAACCACCAAAAGAAAUAAUCCCCCCCUGUGACCCAACAGCGGAUGACAAGCUCUACCACAUAUGCAUCGCAGCAGUAUCCCUGGUGGUGAUGUUGGUGCUGGCUGUACUGGCCCGAAGGAAGAAGGUGGACGACAACCUGCGGGGCAUCUCUGGUCUGCUCAGCCCAGUCAACUUCCUGGAUCACACCCAGCAUAAGGGGCUGGCCGUGGCUGUGUAUGGAGUCCUCUUCUGCAAGCUCUUCACCAUGGGCAUCAGCCCCAACCCCCUGCCCUUCGUCAAGGACUCCCCACACAGAGAGCCCUGGUUGGUCCUGGCCAUGAUCUACUACCCGGCGCUGUACUACCCGCUGUUGGCCUGCGGCACGCUGCAUAGCCCCGUGGGGUACGUCCUGGGCAGCUUGCUCUCCUGGUCACACUUUGGGGUCCUCGUCUGGCAGAAGGUGGACUGCCCAAGGACUCCCGAGAUUUGGAAGUACUACGCCCUGUUCACCAGCCUGCCCCAGAUAGUUUGUCUGGCUUUCCUCAGUUUCCAGUAUCCACUGCUCCUCUUCAAGGGCCUGAAGGGCAAUGAGGACGAGAAAAACACUUCGGAGGACCUCCGGAGCAGCUACUACAGGGAUUACGUGAAGAAGAUUCUGACAAAGAAGAAGGCGUCUAAAGCAAGCUCCAGCUCCAAGCCUGGUUUGGUGGAGAGGAUCACUGAUGCCAUCAAGUCCUACAUAUACACACCAGAAGAUGCCUUUAGGUUUCCAUUAAAGCUUGCCAUUUCUGUGGUCGUGGCAUUCGUUUCACUUUACCAGAUGGCCGUGCUGCUGAUCAGCCUUGUGGUGCCCACUCUGCAGAUCGUGCGUUGGGGUGUGGACGAGGACAUCGCCUUCCUGCUGGCGGGAUUCAAGAUCAACCUUUCAGAUGACCGCCAGGAGGUGGUCAGGAUCGUUGUCUACUACAUGUGGUGUGUGGAGGUGUGUUACAUCUCUGCCAUGACCCUGUCCUGCAUCGUUAACCUGGCCAUGAUGAUGAGGUCCAUGGUCCUCCACAGAGAUAACCUGCGGGGCCUGUACAGGGGAGAUAUCUAUAAUGUGUAUAACUGCCAGAGGAGUAUCCGGCCGUCGCGGCCCGCGCUGGUCUGCUGGAUGGGCUUCACUAGCUACCAGGCUGCCAUGAUCUGCCUCAGCAUGGCCAUCCAGACGCUGGUGUUCUUUAUCUGCCUGAUGUUCGCUGUCUUCCUGGUCAUCAUCCCCGUUCUCUAUGGACAGAACCUCAUGCUCUUCCACAUCAUCGCCAACAUGUGGCCCUUCUGGUUGAUGCUCAUCGUGGCUGUGAUCGCCCAGCACCUGGCUGCCAAGUUCGCCUUCAUCAAGAGGGUGUCUGGAAUACGAGACCUGCAGAACAGGGGUAGUCUGUUCCUGAUGUCCUACCUGCUGUUCCCUGUCAACGUGCUGAUCGGCGUUCUGCUGGGCGUGUGGCGGACGGUCAUCUCGGCCCUCUUCAACAUCCUCCACCUGGGCAGGAUGGACCUCAGCCUCCUCAACCGCAACGUCGAGGCCUUCGACCCCAGCUACCGCUGCUAUGCGCACUACCUGAAGAUCGAGGUGAGCCAGUCCCACCCAGUCAUGAAGGCCUUCUGUGGGAUGCUACUGCAGAGCUAUGGCCAGGACACAGGCCCCCGCACCAGGGACGCGGAGGAGGGAAUUCAGUUGGUGCAGCAAGAGAAGAAGCAGAAUAAGGUAUCGAGCGCACGGCGCGCGCGUGGUCACUGGCAGCUGCUGUACACGCUCGUCAACAACCCGUCCUUGGUGGGCUCGCGCAAGCACUUCCAGCGCCAGACUUCGGGGAGCUUCGUCAACGGAACACUGAAUCGCAGCGGCAAAGAGGGACAGGGCGGCGGCGCUAACUGAGCUAGCUGCCUCUGCCAAGCCCAACGGUUUAAAGUACCCAGCCUGACACUGCACUCCUCGCCACACGGCCGUUAGUUUCCCACGCGUGUUGGCCGUUUGUGUGUGCGCCCCUCCAGCCAUAUUGAAGAUGCUAGUGUUAGCUGUCUGCUACUGCCUAUGUACACUGGGUUGAGUGCGCUCUGAGUGAGUGUGCGCAUAGCACUGUUCUGAAGAACAACCCCAACUCUAAUACACGGAGCACGGGGUGGGACGUUCAGUCAGGAUUUUUAGAACUUAAGCGCCACGGGGCAUUUACAGGCAUUUCUAAAUCGCAGACUGUAAUUUGUUUGUCAAUAUGUGUGUGAGUUUAUGAAUGGAUGGGUAAACGACCUACAACUGUGUCUGUAGGGGUGGGUAUUGGCAAAGGGUUCACGAUUCGAUGCGCAUCACGAUACACAUGCCACGAUGCGAUUCUAUCACGAUGCAUUGCGAUUCAUGUACUACUGUGAUGCAUUGCGAUAUUUACUUCAGUAAAUGUGUAAAAUACAGCUUAUUUGUCAGUUGCUGUGUAGCUUUCAUAAGUCAGUUAAUUCUAUUUAAGCAUUUUAUCAUCUGGGAGAGAGCUUACAUCACAACAGAAAUAUUACCUACUCUCUACUGAACAAAAUCAACCCGUGGCAAAUAGAAUUUUAUUGUUAUCAAAUAAUCAAUUGUCAUGAAUCCAUGCAGUAUAUUGAGAAAAUAAGUAUCACGAUACCUUGUCAUGAAUCGAUGCAUUGUAUCGUGAAAGUAAGUAUUGCGAUGCAUCGAUUCGACGAUUAUUUUGCACACCCCUAUGUGUCUGUGUGUGUAUGUGUGCGCGUGUUGUGUUUGAGGUUGAUAUGUUCAGUGACUAGCAACUUCACUUUCCUGAAAUUGAUGAAGCACUGAGUUCUUCUCUAACCAGCUCUGGAAGGUUAGAAUAUUUAUGAAUGUACAAAGUAUUCUAUUUUGAAGAUUUAGCUGAUGUUAAUUUGAACUGCAUACAAUAUUACAGAGUUAAGUGAAAUGGUCACACAUUGUGGAAAAUAAAUAAAUAAAUAUAGCUUUUUUCAUCUGUAGUCUACGUCUUGUUAAAUGUAUGGAUUUCCCCGAAAUGUCUAACUGUGAAAUUCAACACUGGACCUUCCGCUCUCAUCUCCACAGGUGUCUUCUCCUUUUGAUAUCAUUUUCAUUGUCUCGUUGCUCGUCCUCCUCUUUCGCCAGACCUGUCUCGCGUUGCCUUUGAAUAAAUCGAGUGAAUUUAUUUGUGAUUAAAAAUAUAUAUGUGUAA
Engraulis encrasicolus (European anchovy) is the source of this 3888-nucleotide messenger RNA. It is a transcript of the gene stra6, whose product is annotated as signaling receptor and transporter of retinol STRA6. Gene Ontology annotation, biological process: vitamin A import into cell. The transcript has 17 exons. Bases 642 to 2597 code for a protein of 651 amino acids. Gene Ontology annotation, molecular function: signaling receptor activity; retinol transmembrane transporter activity. The record is from RefSeq and is a predicted model, not a curated record. Lineage: Eukaryota; Metazoa; Chordata; Actinopteri; Clupeiformes; Engraulidae. Gene Ontology annotation, cellular component: plasma membrane.